AUGGCCGCUCAGUUACCUACCUACUUGAGUAGCUACGGAGGGUACUACCUACCGUCCGCAAUCGCAGUCGGCGCGAUCUUCACGCACACUGCCUCACUAGGCAUUCUCGCCCCAGUCUUUGGCGAUACUUACCAUCGUGCCCAAGCUGCCAAUUCAAAGGAAGAGUUCUUCAAGUCUAAGGAGGCUGCUGGUGCUGCAGCGGCCUGGGGUAGCUCUCUGUUUGGCAGUGCUGUACAGACCUACGGCGUGGCGGCAUUGAUCAAUGCAACGGGGACCCUUAGUUAUAAGGGUGCAGCCUAUCUGGGAAGUUUGAUCUUUAUGGCCAGUGCAGCUCCAAGUGUCAUCAGCCAGAUCUUCACAGAGAAACGCCCCCUCGACACAGUGGCAGUGGGCGCUGUCGGCAGGGUCUUUGAGACCGUAGGACUCAGUCUAUUCCUUACCUGGUGGGGCACGCGUACCAACCCUUUCGCGUGA
Aspergillus aculeatinus CBS 121060 is the source of this 474-nucleotide messenger RNA. RefSeq names its product DUF1761 domain-containing protein. The record is from RefSeq and is a predicted model, not a curated record. The coding region runs from base 1 to 474 and encodes 157 amino acids. Lineage: Eukaryota; Fungi; Ascomycota; Eurotiomycetes; Eurotiales; Aspergillaceae. The transcript is spliced from 3 exons.